Messenger RNA from Teleopsis dalmanni, 1736 nucleotides. RefSeq lists its product as uncharacterized. The record is from RefSeq and is a predicted model, not a curated record. NCBI's taxonomy places the organism in Eukaryota, Metazoa, Arthropoda, Insecta, Diptera, Diopsidae. Gene Ontology annotation, biological process: transmembrane transport; monocarboxylic acid transport. The transcript has 5 exons. The annotation marks the transcript as partial. Gene Ontology annotation, molecular function: monocarboxylic acid transmembrane transporter activity.
UGCCAAAAAUAUUCUUGUCGUUCAGUAGUCUUUGUUGGUGGUCUUUUUUGUGCUUUUGGCUUAACAUUGAGCUACUUUGCUACAAGUUUAUUACAUUUGCUAUUCACUUUUGGUAUUUUAACAGGCAUAGGAGGUGGUCUGUCUACCACACCUGGUAUUGUCAUUGUAUCGCAAUACUUUGAUGCACAUCGUGCAUUAGCUAAUGGUAUAUGUGUCUCCGGCACAGCUGCAGGUAGUUUCAUACUGCCCGUUUUAAUUAAACAUUUAGCAGAACAUUUUGGAUUUCAUGGCACAAUUUUAAUAUUGGGAGUUUGUAUGCUACAUGUUUGCAUUUCUGCAACACUCUAUAAGCCCUUGGAAGAUUACUCAAAUGAUGCAACACAAACAAUUGAAGACGAAGAGUCGGCAAAACCUCUAAAUGAUAUAAAUCCCAGUUCAACGGGUGUUUUAACUAAUUCUACAUAUUUGAACACAUGUGAAGAUGGUUUAAGUACCAAAUAUAUUGAGCAUCUUUUUUUGGAGGAGUCUAAAAAUCGGUUAAAUGACUACUAUUCCGGGAAAAAUCAUGUUAAUGAUAAGCAACGCAACAAUAACAUGGAACAAGAAAGUGAUGAUGAAUGUAAAGAUAUUAUUGGCGAAACCACAUUUAUCAAACCUAUGAAAAAAGUUCGAAGUUCAGGAAUUAUGCAUUCAGUCGAGGAUUUAAGUACCGAUUCUACUUGGGUUUAUCGUAAACACUCCGGUACUGAUUCGAAUCGUGGUAGUAGGCGACGUAAAAAUGUUUUCGCCAAUGAUGAAAUUAUAUCCAAAAUUCAAGCGCAUUUGGAAAAGCCAUUAUCACCACCUGUCGUGGUUACACGUGGUCUAAGUAAAAGUAUGGAAAUACCGACACCAGUUACAAAUACAUCUAAAGUGAAGCCCAAUGAUGAUGUCAACAAUGCAAUUGCAGCUGGUAUAAAACGACAGAAUAGUAUUGAAGAAGACGAUAAUGAAAAUGAACCACGGACAUGCUGUGAACGGAUUGAAAUGUAUUUGGAUAUAAGUUUGCUGAAAGAUCCUAUUUUUAUACUAAUGUGCUUAUCGGUAACAUUAACUUCAGUAGGUUGUCCAUAUAUGUUAUACUACUUACCAGCACACGUGAUCUCUAUUGGUUACAAUAAAAGUCAAGCAGGAUAUUUAGUAGCAGUAAGUGCUGUGCUAGAUUUAUGUGGACGCUUAGGACUCGGUUAUCUAUCAGAUUUACAAUUAUUUGAUCGAAAAAAAAUAUACAUUUUCUGUAUUCUUGGCGCUGGCACAGCUGUACUUACCUUACCGUCAGAACAAAAACUCUAUAUGGUUGGAUUAUCUGCUGCACUUUACGGUCUUUGCCUCGGUAGCUGGUAUGUGUUAAUGCCAGUUUUGUUAGCAGAUAUUUUCGGCACAGAUCGUAUUAGUUCCAGUUAUGGUUUGGUACGCAUGUUUCAGAGUAUUGGUGCUAUAUCAGUACCACCACUAGCCGGUUUUCUACGCGAUCUCUCUGGAAGUUAUGAGGUAGUUUUUUAUUGUAUGGGUUCCUGUAUGGUACUUGGUUGCACACCAUUAUUGGUGUGGGCUUUUUUGGAAAGUCGUGAUCGACGUUUAUUAAACGAACGAGACGACAGUGAGGAAAACUCAACAGUGUCGUAAAUGGAACAGAUUGGUCUUAAUUUGAACAAAUGAUAUUUAGAAUUCAGAUUUUAAUAUUUUAACACAAAGUA